AUGCCACCAAAGAGAAAAGCCUCAUCAAAUGUCCGAGGAGGCGCCAAAGCAGGCCGAGAUUCCACUGCAUCCACACCAGGCCCUGCCACGCCACGAAGUAUUGGCAGCAGCGACGAGUUCUCAUCGGCAAGUGAAAGCGAAAAAGAACGCGUGGGGCAGACCAUAAAGAAGUUUUCAGUCGACGAAUAUAAAGCGAAGAAGAAUGCUACCUCUGGGGGAGGAAGGGAUUCUGCGAGCCAUCAUUUUGGAAAUAGCGACUUUUCCUACCUUUCUUUGAAGCCAGAUCACGAUAAUCGACCGUUAUGGAUAGACCCAAAGAAGGGCCGAAUUAUUCUAGAGAGCUUCUCACCUCUAGCUACACAUGCGCAGGAUUUUUUGACCACCGUCGCGGAGCCUUUGUCCCGGCCUUCCUUCCUUCACGAGUACGCCUUAACCCCGCAUAGUUUAUACGCAGCGGUAUCUGUUGGACUGGACCCGAAAGACAUUAUAAACGUGCUUGACCGUUUGUCGAAAAUCCCCGUUCCGGAAAACAUAAAAGAGUUCAUCAUCAAUUGCACUCAGAGUUACGGCAAGGUUAAAUUGGUGCUGAAGAACACCAAGCACUACGUCGAGAGCUCUGAUCCACAGAUGUUACAAACACUUCUGAAAGAUGAAGUUAUUGGACCUCUGCGGGUGCAAGGGACAGAGGAUAUCACAACAACCUCGGCGCCAAAGAUGGCUGGUCUUGUCAUUCCAGGGACCAAGAACUUCGCUGGUGUCCAACAGUCUAUUGAUCUGCGCGGGUCUACGAAACCUCAAGAAGGCGAGAAUGUGGGUCAAGAGGAUAUUGUGGCUGCUCUCAAUGAAGAUGAUGACGACGAGGAAGCUGAAGCUGUGCAUGCUUUUGAGAUUGCUGAUGCUGGAGUCGAGGUUGUCCAGAAGCGAUGCCUUGAGCUCGGCUUGCCGGUACUAGAGGAGUAUGAUUUCCGUAACGACCAAGCAAAUCCCACACUAGACAUCGAUUUAAAACCCGAGGCUCAGAUCCGACAUUAUCAGGAGAAGAGCUUGAGUAAGAUGUUCGGUAACGGCAGAGCCAAGAGUGGUAUUAUCGUUCUACCCUGUGGCGCUGGCAAGACCCUCGUAGGAAUCACUGCAGCGUGCACAAUCAAGAAAGGUGUCUUAAUCCUCUGCACAAGUUCUAUGUCCGUACACCAAUGGCGGGCAGAAUUCAUUAGAUGGUCCAACAUCAAUCCAAGCGACAUCGCAGUAUUCACAUCUGAGAACAAGAGUAGAUUCUCGGGGAGUACUGGGAUUAUCGUUACAUCAUACAACAUGGUUUCGCAGAAGGGCAAAAGAUCGUAUGACUCUCAAAAGAUGAUGGAUUUUAUACAAAGUAGAGAAUGGGGCCUUAUGAUCCUCGAUGAGGUCCACGUCGCACCUGCUGCUAUGUUUAGAAAGGUUACGUCUACUAUAAAGACUCACUCGAAAUUGGGCCUUACUGCAACCUUGCUCCGCGAAGAUGAUAAGAUCAGCGAUCUAAACUUUUUAAUCGGUCCCAAGCUAUACGAGGCGAACUGGAUGGAGCUGGCAGAACAAGGACAUAUUGCUCGUGUGCAAUGUGCCGAGGUGUGGUGUCCAAUGACCACAGAAUUCUACUCGGAAUAUCUCAAGCAAUCGAGUAAAAAGCGAGCACUCAUCUGGACAAUGAAUCCUCGGAAAUUCCAGGCCUGCCAAUUCCUGAUUGACUAUCACGAGAAACGAGGCGACAAGAUUAUCGUCUUCGCUGAUAAUAUUUAUGCCUUGAAAGCGUAUGCGACAAAACUGAACAAAGCCUUCAUUUUUGGAGAAACCGGCAGUGCAGAGCGUGAGCGUGUUCUGGCCAACUUUCGAUUUAAUGACAAAGUCAACACCCUUUUCCUCUCCAAGAUUGGGGAUACUUCUCUAGAUCUCCCUGAAGCUACAUGCCUGAUUCAAAUCUCCUCGCAUUACGGAUCUCGCCGUCAAGAAGCUCAAAGACUAGGCCGUAUACUGCGAGCUAAACGACGUAAUGACGAAGGCUUCAAUGCCUUUUUCUAUUCACUCGUCUCCAAAGACACUCAAGAGAUGUUCUUCUCCUCCAAACGACAGGCCUUCCUGGUCGAUCAAGGGUACGCUUUCAAAGUUAUCACCCACCUCCAAGGCAUCGAAGAAAUGCCCAAUCUUGCCUUCUCCACCCCCGCCGAGCGCCGAGAAUUACUCCAAAAUGUCCUCUUAGCCAACGAUGACGAGCUCGACUUCGAUGAUCGUGGAGACAAUAUGUUUCAUACUAUGGAUGGCAGGACAAAGGCGAAACUCAAGAAGAAGGCUGUGGCUAGACGGACGGCUGGGGCGCUGAGUGAGCUUGCGGGUGGCCAGGAUAUGGCGUAUAUCGAGCAGAAUAAAAUUAAGAACAAGGACAUGAAGAGGAAGAAGGGCGAGAGUAAUCCAUUUUUCAAGAAGCUACAGAGGGAUCAGGAGAAGAGGAAAAAAGCGCUGGAGGAGCUAUAG
Messenger RNA from Venustampulla echinocandica, 2505 nucleotides. RefSeq names its product p-loop containing nucleoside triphosphate hydrolase. Gene Ontology annotation, molecular function: hydrolase activity; DNA binding; ATP binding. Gene Ontology annotation, cellular component: transcription factor TFIIH holo complex; transcription preinitiation complex; nucleotide-excision repair factor 3 complex. Gene Ontology annotation, biological process: nucleotide-excision repair; transcription initiation at RNA polymerase II promoter. The coding region runs from base 1 to 2505 and encodes 834 amino acids. The record is from RefSeq and is a predicted model, not a curated record. The transcript has 2 exons. Lineage: Eukaryota; Fungi; Ascomycota; Leotiomycetes; Helotiales; Pleuroascaceae.